Messenger RNA from Micromonas commoda, 621 nucleotides. RefSeq names its product dynein 18 kDa light chain, flagellar outer arm (gene LC4). Bases 1 to 444 code for a protein of 147 amino acids. Lineage: Eukaryota; Viridiplantae; Chlorophyta; Mamiellophyceae; Mamiellales; Mamiellaceae. Gene Ontology annotation, molecular function: calcium ion binding; enzyme regulator activity. The record is from RefSeq and is a predicted model, not a curated record. The transcript has 3 exons.
AUGCCACUGUCCCAAGACGACAUAAACGGCUGCAGGGAAGCGUUUAAUAAGUUCGAUAAAGACGGGAGCGGGACGAUUGAUGCUUCUGAGUUGAAGGCCACAUUAAACGCCAUGGGACAAAGUCCUACGGAGGAGGAGAUUUUUCAGAUGAUUUCUCAGGUUGACGAUGACAACAGUGGGGAGAUCGAGUUCGCGGAGUUCCUCAAAGUUAUCGAAAACCAGAAAGAUUCCGCAGCCAAGGCGAAUGACGAAACGGACACCAUCGAGGCUUUCGUUGCACUUGGAGGAAACGGAGACAAGACAGGUGAAAUCUCAACUGACAAGCUUCGGGCAGUUACCAAGGACUUUGGGCUUACGAUUGAUAUCGAAAAGCUCAUCAGAGAAACUGAUACGGACGGUUCUGGAAAAGUUGACUAUGCGGAAUUCAAAGAAAUGAUGGCUUGAUCUUUCUCCUCGAUUUGUUGGAGGGCACGUGCGACAUCGAUGCAAGCGGGGUUGACCCCUUCAACAUAAGGCAUCUAUGCGGUCGGCGAAAGUGCAGACAAAGAAUACUUGUAUCACCAUGGAAAAAUUACUCUUAGCCGUGUGAUUCAAACAGAUAUAGAGAUAUUAUGUUCAAAA